GAGUCGAGAAGUGUUAAAAAUGUUUAGAGACAAGAAUCAACAGCAACUUUCUGAACUAUUUAGACAUCAUCAACGUAAUUGUUCUUGCUCUUCUACAGGCCCUCCUUGUCCACAUGGAAAUGGUGAAAGUCAAGAAACUUUAGCACAAACAUUGCAGCGAUUAACACUUAGACAUGAUGAAAAAACACGAAUUCGAAUGUUUGGGCAACAAGCUCCGCCUGCAACUAUUUUUGACAUAAAAUUCCCUUCCUCGUUUGAAUUUUAA
Meloidogyne enterolobii is the source of this 265-nucleotide messenger RNA. The record is from the annotation of a GenBank genome assembly. Lineage: Eukaryota; Metazoa; Nematoda; Chromadorea; Rhabditida; Meloidogynidae.